AUGGAGUUUGAAUUGAUGGAAUUCCCAAACAUAGAAGAAAAGAAAGCAAUACUUGAAACUGCUUCAGAUAGCAUAAACUCCCUCAGCAACUUCGUCGAUUUUCUCUCUCAUAAACCUUCUCAUCUAAACUCCGAUCUCACAAACACCACCGUCGCCAACUUCAAUAAACUUUCCAGCCUACUCAACCGUACCGGCCGCGCCCGCUUCCGUCGUGCUCCCCUCCCUCAACCGCCACAGAAUCUCUAUCCCACUCCCGCUCCCUCUACCUCCACAACGCCACCUCAAGUUCAACCUCCUUCUCAGAGUCAGAACCACUCUUUAACUCUUGAUUUCACUAAACCUAACAUUUUCCGAUCUAACCCUAAGUCCUUAGAUCUAGAGUUCCAUAAAGAAGCCUUCAGCGUUUCCUCUAACUCCUCAUUCAUGUCCUCCGCCAUCACCUGUGACAUCACCGGCGACGGCAGCGUUUCAAACGGUAAACAAGGUUCAUCUCUCUUCCUUAACACCGUCUCCACCGCUAAACCUCCUCUCUCAUCUACAUCAUUGAAGAACAAAUGCCACCACGAACACUCCGACGACUUCUCCGGCAAACGCUCCGGUUCUAAUAAGUGCCACUGCAUCAAGAAAAGGAAAAAUCGGAUGAAGAGAACGGUGAGAGUACCGGCGGUGAGUUCGAGGAUUGCGGAUAUACCGGCGGAUGAAUAUUCAUGGAGGAAGUAUGGUCAGAAGCCGAUAAAGGGAUCAUCUUAUCCAAGGGGUUAUUAUAGGUGCAGUACAGUGAAAGAGUGUCCUGCGAGGAAAAAGGUGGAGCGAGCGAUGGAUGAUCCAACGAUGCUGAUUGUAACGUAUGAGGAGGAGCAUCGUCAUGAGAUUCAUAGUGCGAUGCAGGAGAAUAUUUCCGGGAGUAUGAGUUUGGUGGUGUUUGAGUCAACUUUAGGUGGGAAUUAG
Vicia faba (fava bean) is the source of this 948-nucleotide messenger RNA. NCBI's taxonomy places the organism in Eukaryota, Viridiplantae, Streptophyta, Magnoliopsida, Fabales, Fabaceae. The record is from the annotation of a GenBank genome assembly.